UAUGCAGACUCCUAUCCAUAAGACGGCGGCGGCACGCACGCCAAGUCCAGCCGCCUAUUGCAUAAUUCCGCCAUGGCGUGGUCGCCGCCAAGAGAACGAGCCGUCGCACGCGACAGGUGGUGGCGCGUCGCCGUCGCGCAUUUCAUUGAUUCAUUCGCUCGGCGUGUCCAGACGUGCGCGGUGCUCUGUCCACAGACGGGCCACUCUCGUCCGAAUAAAACAUAGUACGCGUUGGUAUUUUAUCGUCGUCGUCGCCGUCGUAUAGUCGUAUUUUUUUUUUAAUAUUGACGAUCCCGAAACGGCUGUCAUCUGUUAUUACUGCGUUUUAUAACUUUCGUCGUCCACCAUGCGAAAUCCGCCACCACCGAUAGUAUUAUAAUAUUAUUGUUCGUAUACCGCGGUUACCGCACGCCUGCGAUAUCAAACGGCGGCACCGCGUGAGACGACCGGAAACAUGAUCAGUUCAUAUCAGAACUUCAGCGGCGCCGCCGCCUCCGCCGCCGCGUACAACCCGAUGGCAUACAGCCACCACGCUGGCCACGGACAACACAUUCAGUCCAUGUACGGCGGCAACGUGGCCGUGGCCGCGCACCAGGCCGCCUACAACGGUGGCCAGCAGCCUGUGGCCUACAACGCCGGCCAGCAGCCGGUGGCCUACCACCCGGCGGAUUACGGGUCACCGGUGCCGCCGCCACAGCAGGCCAGGUACUACGAAUCGCCCAACAGGCCGCCGAUGACCACGCCAGAACCGCCGAACCGCAAGAAACCCGUUCCGCAACAGCCGCCCGUCCAGUUCACCAGAGUCCAAGGCGGAGUGCCCGGAGGUAAGACUUCGCUGCACGCGGUGCUGGACUACGACGACGACGAAGAAGAGGAACCAGUAGAUUACUACGACGAAACGUACAGUCACAGCGGAGUGACGCCUAUCCAGGGUCCUAUAUUUUUAAGAAAUGGUUCUGUGCCGGUCGUGCCGUUGUACGGUUACCAAAAAGUGAGCAACGGAUCUUUGCUGCAGAUACCGGUAUUUUGGACUGCUCUUUCAUUUGCCUUAGGAUAUGAAAUUGGAGGAGAUGUGAUUCGUGGAACUCCGUGUAUUAAAAGAAAUCACCAAUUGUUUUGUCCGACAGCAGGAAAAAGUUACCCAGUAGACCGAAUCGACAGAUUUAUCGAUGAAAAUAAAGCGCUCAUGAAACGAAUGUAUGGCGAUUUCGAAAUGAUGGAGAACGGCCCAUUCCCCAAGGCAAAAAGAUCGACAGCUCGGAAAAGAAGACAGGACUCUAGUUUUUCGGACAAUCAAUCGAAACCGAAUAAGCUUCCGACCAGAGGCCAGCCUGCCGACUCUGGAAGGGUAGACUCUUGCGAAUCUAAAGUAGAAGUGGUCACUCCGUAUUGGGCUUCAAACAGCGUGGGUAAGACCAGAGCGAUCGUUAACACCGAACACUUCGAACAAGCUAUUCAUCAAGAAGUCUGCACUAAGACGCUGACCGGACGCUGUUCGGGGGACUGUGGAUGCGAACAAAAGUAUAAAUGGCACAGGCUGUUAGCGUACGAUCCCGACAAUGACUGCAAAGGGAUAUUCAUGGAUUGGUUUUUGUUCCCGUCUUGCUGUGUGUGUCGAUGCGAUUCGGCAACCCCGAACAAUGUUUAGCGAAGAUCAUCAUUGCAUGUCAACUUUGUACUUAUUAUAUUAUAUAAAUAUUACAUAUAGAUAUAUAUUUAUUAUCCUUUAGUAUAACUGUUUAUAGGAAUAAUAGUUAAUACCUAUGCUUAUAUUAUAAUAUUUCGUAUACUUAUAUUUAUAUAUUCAGUGCCUAUUUAAUAGAAUAUGCUUAUCCACGUACGUCUGCGUAAUAUUGUCACUCACGCGUGUUUAAGAUAUUUGUGUUUGGUCUUGGAAAUAAUCCUCUUAUGAAUAAUAAAUUAUAAACGUUUAAAUUUAUAAUAUUUUAAUAAGUAUUUGAUAAUAUAUUAAAAUAUGUUGGUUAUACCUACUCAUGAAAUACCAAUUUCACUAUAGAAACUAUAAUAUUGUAUAAACAUAAAUUAUAGGUAUUAUAGGUAUUAUAAAUGAUUACUUUAUACAUAUUAGCUGGUUAACCUAAUUUAAAUCUCUUUAUAGUUUAUAUAUAGUUUACUAGCUGAUCCCGUGUACUUUGUUGCCCGUAAAACUGGUAACGAUCAAAAAAAUUAUGACAUAUAACACGGUUAAUUUGGAUAUUGAUUAUGGAGCAGUUAUUAGACGACCAGUAACAGGUUAUCCGUGUCAAAUUAUGGAGGAUAACCGUUGAAGAUACAAUUUGAAAAUAAAAAAAGACAGUGAUGAAGAGGCGAUACCAUAGGUGAAAAUAGAGUUUGAGAUUUGGGGGGUGGCGCUAAAGCCUUACUUUGAUAAUAUUGAAUAAACUCAAAACAAAAUUUAGGACAUUUUUGGGAGCUUAGCCCCUAACCCCCCCCCCCUAUUUGCGCAAUACUACGUCACCUACAUCAAUUGGUUAUAAUUACCAAUCAAAUAUAAAUAUAAAAUUACAUUCUGGAAAUUUUACGUUUUCUUGUCAACAAACUUGUAGUGCCUAAACAUAUUAUUGGCAAUUACUAUUAAAAACCCCUCCUACGAUUAUUACAUAUGAAUUGAGAAUCAUAUUUUGUAAACUGAUAAUAUUUAAUAAUCAAAUUAUUAUUUAUAAACUGUGAACAUUUUGAAUAAAAUUACUCAAAUAAUAUAGUCCCAAA
Molecule: messenger RNA, 2730 nt
Organism: Acyrthosiphon pisum (pea aphid)
Lineage: Eukaryota; Metazoa; Arthropoda; Insecta; Hemiptera; Aphididae
Gene: spz3
Product: Spaetzle domain-containing protein 3
Biological process (GO): innate immune response; central nervous system formation
Cellular component (GO): extracellular region
Molecular function (GO): growth factor activity; Toll binding
Source: RefSeq, marked validated